CACGCGCCUGCGCCUUCCGCGAAGUCCGUUGCCUCUUUUACUGAAAGGCAGUGACUGCAGCACUUCCAAGGUUCCGCUCACCUUUGUUCGAUCCACCGCUCUACCUUUCCACCUUUCCCUUGCCUUAGACACUUGGGGUUGCGCCAUUGCAUCAGCGCCCGCUCUCACUCAAACGACACCGACCCCAACCCUACAAAAACCUCGCCUCUCUUCCUCUCCUCUCCUCUCCGUGACCGCUCACCCCCGUUCACACAACCACCAUAAUGGCAACGCCCGCCGCAACCAAGCGCCUCACGAAAGAAUACGCUGCCAUCACCAAAUCGCCCCCGCCCUACAUCAUCGCACACCCCUCCGAAAAGAACAUCCUGGAAUGGCACUACGUCCUCACGGGCCCGCCCGACACUCCCUACGACGGCGGCCAGUACUGGGGCACGCUCAUGUUCCCGCCGGACUACCCCUUCGCGCCGCCCGCGAUCCGCAUGCACACGCCGAGCGGCCGCUUCCAGCCCAGCACGCGCCUGUGCCUCAGCAUUUCCGACUUCCACCCCAAGAGCUUCAACCCCGCGUGGGAGGUCAGCACGAUCCUAACGGGCCUGCUGAGCUUCAUGACGAGCGAGGAGAUGACGACGGGCAGCGUGCGCGCCAGCGAGCACGAGCGCAAGCUGUUUGCCCAGCGCACGCGCUGGUGGAACAGCACGGGCGGCGGGUCGAAACAAACUGGCACACAGUCGUCGAACACGCGCGGCAUCGGCGCGAUUAAAGCGGGCGACGGCGGCGCGAAGUUCCGCUCAGAGUGGCCGGAGCUCGACGAGGAGAACUCGAAGUGGAUGAAGGAGAAGCGCAUCAACCCGCAGACAGGCCUCCCGCUGCCCGCGCAGUCGUCGCAACCGCACUGCUCGCCCGACAUGGCGGGCCUCCGGAGACGGCCCGGAGGCAGCACAACGGGCGUAGGCGUCGUCGUCCAGGAAGGCCGCGUCGCGCGGGAUGUGGGGCAGAGCUGGUUGGGCCGGAAUAAGUGGAAGAUGGUGCUUGGAGCGAUUCUGUCCUACAUCUUGGUGGCGCGGAUACUGGGCGACGGGGCGGUCACGGCUGCGACGACUGCCCAUUAGACGGGACGAUUAGAACUAUACGGGGUUCUUUAAUGGUAGCGCUUUCGGAGUUCAGGCUUGCAUAGGGGUGAUGGGAGCCAGCGUCUGGGUCAAGCAUAGCCUGGCUGGGGCGUUUUGGGGCUCUCCGAUCAUGCUCUUAGACUAUAGUGUUUAAGACUUAAGAAUUCUACUGAGUAUCGUAUAGUGUAAAUUAUGGCAGAUGACUGCACGGAAGACGCUGUAUCCCGUCGU
Molecule: messenger RNA, 1340 nt
Organism: Trematosphaeria pertusa
Lineage: Eukaryota; Fungi; Ascomycota; Dothideomycetes; Pleosporales; Trematosphaeriaceae
Product: UBC-like protein
Exons: 1
Coding region: 264-1109 (281 amino acids)
Source: RefSeq, a predicted model, not a curated record